Molecule: messenger RNA, 3160 nt
Organism: Cyprinus carpio (common carp)
Lineage: Eukaryota; Metazoa; Chordata; Actinopteri; Cypriniformes; Cyprinidae
Exons: 3
Coding region: 396-2102 (568 amino acids)
Biological process (GO): apoptotic DNA fragmentation
Cellular component (GO): nucleus; mitochondrial inner membrane
Molecular function (GO): nucleic acid binding; metal ion binding; RNA endonuclease activity
Source: RefSeq, a predicted model, not a curated record
UCAGUCAACAUCAUCAUUUACUGAAGAACAGAUAGAAUAACUCUCGUUGUUGAACGGUGACAACAGAAACACAGCUGAUAUUUCUGUAUAAGACAGUGUGUGAAAACUAAACAGAUUUCACUGGAAAGGUUACUGGAUCUUUAUAAUACUGAACUCUUAAGUUCAGAUGAUUUUCUGUGUUUUCUGGAGGACAGACAAGGAUAGAGCAGAACAGAACUGACAUAAAAUCAGAGCAGCAGACGUUUCUGUUUAUCAGAUCACAAACCUGUUGAUAAGUGAAGACAUUAUUUUAUCCAGGAAGAAGAGAAGAUCUUUGAAGACGUUGAAGAAGUCAUAACAGCCGAUUGGUCAAGAGUGCUUCAUUCCUGAACUUUGUUCCUAAGUCACACAUCACGAUGGGUUUUUUCAGUGUACAAAAUCAAACUUCUGAAUCUUAUGGAAAUAGUAAAACCACUCUCGAGAAAGGGGGAAGAAACCCACCUGAUGUCACUUUAGAUGACAUAGCUAAAGAUUUGUUAUCAUUUUUUAACAGGUUUGAGUGCUUACGUAAAACAAAAAACAAUAUUGAAGAGAAAUAUGAAAUUAAAAAUGAGUAUGGUGGUUACUGGUCAGCUGAUGAUAUCAAACGAGCUUGGGGAAAAACACAAAGAAUGGAUAAAAAAUCAGAUAAAAGAAAACACUGGGCUCGUGUGAUAAUUAUGCAGAUGCUAAAAAGAUUGGUUUAUGAUGGCUGUAAAGAUGGCUGUAAACAAAAUCCAGCACAGGAGGAUCAUGAUGAUAAAACCAAUGAAACUAAGCAAUCUUGUGAAAAAACACCAAGAAUGAAAGAAAACAAGGAUACCAUAGUUAACAGUUGUGAGCAGCAGAAAAGCAUUGACAACCAUGAAAAGUUGAAUUUCACAGAUAAGCCCAACCAAAUGAAAGCUGAAAGAGAGAAUAGAGGAGGGGAAGAUGGUCUUUGGUCAGCUUGUAGAAAAGCAGAAAGCAUAAAAAGAAACUCAGAAGACAGAUCAACUCAAAGCAGUGCUGAACUGGAGACAGUGGAAGCUGCUGGAGAAGACAGGCAGAGUUCUGGAGCAAAUCACAAAUCAACCAAAAGUGGUCUCAAUCAAACUAGUAGUGCCAGUCAGGGCCGGUCUGGGGCACGACUUCCUGCUGGGAGUCAGGCCACUAGGAAUGAUCCCGGUGCUCCCGAUGACCAGUCCAGCACUGAUGACAGUGCAUCAGAAAGUAAAGAAGCAGAGAACCAUACAGUAGAUGAAUCCAUCUACAUAUGUAUCCCAGUCACAGAAAUGUUUGGCAAUGAAGAUACACCUACAGAAGAUGAUUAUGUUGAAAAUGUCGGGUCUCCAUAUAAAUUAAUAGAUGGACUUCCAUCUGCUAUGGAUAUAAGAAAAAGAAAAUCUUAUGCCAUGUCAUUCAGCAACACAACCAAUAAUGCUGAAUGGGUGUAUGAGAUACUGAACAGGGAAACUUUAGUGGACAACUGUAAAAAGCUAAAAUCAUUUGGAAAUGAUUAUCAGAAAGGUCAUCUGGCUGCAGCUGCCAAUCACAGGUGGUGUCGGGAAGCAAAUCAUGACACUAAUUUGUUCAGCAACAUUAUACCACAGCAUAAGAAAUUAAACCAGGGUAUGUGGAAGAAACUGGAGAAUCACUGUAGAAAAAUACAGAAAAAAGGGAACUGCAAUGUCCAUGUGUACACUGGACCACUUUACCUGACAGAAACAAACGAUGAGCUUAUUCGUGUGCAUAACCCAAUUAAUAUUAACCGUUUGGGAGGGAAAGUAAUCCCAACUCACCUCUUUAAGGUGAUGAUUGUGGAGAAUGAGGAUGGGACAGUAGGAGAGCCAGAAUGCUAUGUGAUACCCAAUAAGGAACCAAAAUCUAAAAACUUGGAUGACUAUAGUGGAUAUACUAUUGAAGAUAUCGAAAAGUUCUCUGGGCUGACCUUCAUACAACGCCAUCCCAAUGCGAACUUGAGAGACUGUAUAAAGAUGGUGACAUUGCAAGGAAAAGUUGAAAAUGGAGAGUCAUAUAAUGUUGAUAUUAGGCAAGUUUCCAUUACCCUUCGUACUGCGCAGGGAAUUGAAAUUGCGAAUUGAAAAUACACCUAAUAGAAACACAUCAAUUUUCGCAAAAACGCCCAUAUAUCGCAAAAAAGUUUUUACGCUCGCAUGAGGUGGUUUUUCAGACAAUGCAAAAAAGGAAUAAUACGCAAAACAGCAAUGGAACCUUUUUUUUCGCAUUUACAGGUCACAUGGCAUAUGUAAAAAGUCAUAUGAUCAUUCUUCAAUGUACUAUAACCUCCAAGAAACACUUCAUACGUGGCCGCUCUUCAGUAUGAGGGGCUUUCCCUAACAUUAAUGCUUAGACAAUUUACACUACACACAUCUGCAGUGCAGUGUGGCUCUGAUAUGGCCACUGAAGCUGAUUGUGGCCACUCUAGUCAAUGCUUGUGUUUAUUCCAGACACACAACGCACGUUUCUGAAGCGGCUCUCUGUGCUACUUCUGUAAAGAUACACGCAUACGCCUCCUUUAAAUAAAUAAAGACAAAAUUCAUCAAAAUCCCACCAAAAUCCAUUGCCAUGACUUAUCAUGAGAUAAGAUACAUUUUAGUCGCAUAAUAUAAUUAUAAAUUAUUCUUAUGCUUAACAUAUUCUUAUACAAUAUGCAUUUGUUUACAUAGCCUUUAUUUGUAUCGUAAUGUACUGUUAUAUUGCUAUAUUAACAAAUAUAAAUAUUCUUGUCAUAUCUAGUCUAGUAAUACUUUGUUUGUGCUCAAUAAUUAAAUUCAUUAAUUUAUGACAAAAAUAUAUAUUAUUACCAUUGAAAAGAUUGUGUAAUUGCAUAACGUGGUGUACUGUCAGAGAAUCAAGCAUGACAACAAUGUUUAAAUGAACAAACCUUAAAUCACUUGUAUUUCUGUUGUGUUUAAAUCAUAGUGUAGAUCAAGAAUCUGAAUGAUGUUUUAAUGUUGUUUUAAUCCACUAGAUAUAUUUUAACGAAAGUAUUCAUAUUUCAUAUAGUCAGUCAUAAUGUCUCUUUUAAAUGAAUGAAUAAGAAUGCAUGUAGAAACCUGUGAGAGAAUUUGCUGUUCAGAUAUUCAGCGUUUAUUUCCAGAGUGGAAUUAAAAUCCUAAUGUCUAAUCAAACACAUGAA